Anolis sagrei ordinatus is the source of this 962-nucleotide messenger RNA. NCBI's taxonomy places the organism in Eukaryota, Metazoa, Chordata, Lepidosauria, Squamata, Anolidae. The record is from RefSeq and is a predicted model, not a curated record.
AUCUUUAGAGCUCAGUUGGUAUUCACCUUAAUGUAGGAAGUGAGAGUCACAUAUCAGUGGUUGACCAAGGGCCAUGUCCACAUCUCGGCACUUAACUACACUACACCACAUUGGAGCAUACUAGAUAUUAAAUCCUGCAAAGAUCACACAGAUUGUCCUCAACCAGGCUGAGUGGUCUGUAUUUUCCUUUUUUUCCUCCACCUUAAAAAAAUCCCUGUAGAUAACUCUGGUCCCUCAAUGUGAUGGCAGCCUUGGACUUUAGCCUCCAUCCAGUUAUACUUAUUUAGAAUAUUCUGCUUGUGUUGGUCUUAUUUUUUCAUCACCUCCAUCUGUGUUGAGAACUAGUAAAACAUUUAUGAGACCUGAGAGGUGCUCAGGAGCCAUUAGGAGCAUACUUCAACAUGAAGAUCUUUGAUGGCAACUUCUAGAUUAUUGUUACUGUUCCAUCUCAAAUAUAAUGUGUUAUUUCUUAAUGUUCUAAUUUGGACCACAAUUGUGUUCCACAGUUACCCUUUAAACAGUACUGAAGGCCCGCCGUUUCACAUUGAAGAAAAUGGUGGAACGUCAUAUACUACAAAAAUAACAGCAAGACAUCACCACCACCAUCACCACCAUCUUCAUUAUGGAGGACUUGUGCCACCGGAUAGCAAGGAUUCUGUACCUAUCAUUCCGAGCCCAAAUAGAACUCCUCGCCAAAAGAUGGAAGUCGAGACUGUGAAAGUAGUAGGACCAUGGCCAGCUCUGCAUAUCAGCAUCAAUAAGAGUGAAAAUAAGAAAACCUCAGAGAGGAACUUUCAUCAUCAUCUGUUGUCGUCACCCUCCUCUGUACCUGAACAUUUGAAAUGCAACAUCCUUAAAGCGCAAGUGGAAGCAACUUUUCGAGGGAAUGCUCAGAGUGAAAAAGAAGAAACUUCCUCAGCAAAUCCUCCCAAGAUUUCCAGUCUUCAUGAACCUAAUGGCAG